AUGCCUCCAAAGAAAAAGGGCGGCCGCAGCAGCACGGCCGCCGCCACGCCGUCAACGGCCACACCUCGAGAUGACGAUGCCAUGGACAUUGACACCCCAGCCGCUGGAACAACACCCGUACCUGUAGCGCCCGUUGCCCAACCUCCGAAACCCAAGUUCGACCCGAAUGAUCCUUGGACAGAUGAUCAGGUCGCCUCACUGUUCAAGGGUGUGAUUCGAUGGAAACCCGCGGGUAUGCAUAAGCAUUUCCGAAUCAUAGCCAUUAGCGAGCAUCUCCGCAACCACGGCUUCGACCCGUUCAAGAAUCCUCACACGCGUAUACCCGGAAUUUGGGCCAAACUUAGGACGUUUUACGACCUGGAUGCGAUCGACGAACGAGAAAACAGCCUUGACCCUCCCGAAGAAUGGGGUAAGCCCCGGCGCUACAAAGACUUCUCGCUACCUCGCGACGACUACGGCGAUUUGAUGCUGCAAGCGGCGCUCGCUCCUCCGGGCAGCCCGCCUAGCAGCCCAGCGGAAUGGGACCCGAACGAGCCAAGUGACGAAAGAAAGAAGCGCAAGCGCACCGAAGCUGGUACCAAGACUCGCAGUAGUACUGUGGAGGACACGGAUAACGAGACUUCUGCCCCUAGUCCGGUGCGGAAGUCGGCCAGAGGAGCGCGGAGUGCAAAGCGGGCGGCCAGCAAGGCUCGCAAGACCAAGGAGGAGUCCCCGGAUGAGGAUGAAAGCGAGGAGGAAGCAUCAGACGAGGAAGAGGAAUCAGGCGAUGAGGAAGAAGCAUCAGACGAAGAGGAGGCCGAGGCGUCCACAGCAAAGACAGCAAGGGGAACAAGAGCCCGUCCUGCUCCCAAGGCCAAACCCGUUGCCCGUGGUCGUUCAAGACCUAGUCGCCGCUAA
Messenger RNA from Neurospora hispaniola, 897 nucleotides. Its product is annotated as chromatin modification-related protein EAF7-domain-containing protein. NCBI's taxonomy places the organism in Eukaryota, Fungi, Ascomycota, Sordariomycetes, Sordariales, Sordariaceae. The coding region runs from base 1 to 897 and encodes 298 amino acids. The transcript is spliced from 2 exons. Gene Ontology annotation, biological process: regulation of transcription by RNA polymerase II. Gene Ontology annotation, cellular component: nucleus; NuA4 histone acetyltransferase complex. The record is from RefSeq and is a predicted model, not a curated record.